Messenger RNA from Chionomys nivalis (European snow vole), 471 nucleotides. RefSeq names its product 40S ribosomal protein S21-like. Gene Ontology annotation, biological process: endonucleolytic cleavage to generate mature 3'-end of SSU-rRNA from (SSU-rRNA, 5.8S rRNA, LSU-rRNA); endonucleolytic cleavage in ITS1 to separate SSU-rRNA from 5.8S rRNA and LSU-rRNA from tricistronic rRNA transcript (SSU-rRNA, 5.8S rRNA, LSU-rRNA); translation. Gene Ontology annotation, molecular function: structural constituent of ribosome. The coding region runs from base 1 to 471 and encodes 156 amino acids. NCBI's taxonomy places the organism in Eukaryota, Metazoa, Chordata, Mammalia, Rodentia, Cricetidae. The transcript has 2 exons. Gene Ontology annotation, cellular component: cytosolic small ribosomal subunit; ribosome. The record is from RefSeq and is a predicted model, not a curated record.
AUGAGGUGCAAGUCAGGUACCUCCGCUAGAGCAGGCAUCAGCCAGCAACCUCUGCUGGAGCAGGCCCUAGGCAGUGACCUCCACAGUAGAAGGUACAAGGGAGUUACUACCGAGGGAGCAGGCCCUAACAACCUGCAGGAUUGCAGAGCAAUAGCCAGGAGUUCUAAGCAACCUCCAAAAACACCAAAUAACUUCCAAGGGAGCAGGCCGGACCUCGACCUGCAGAACGACUCCGGCGAGUUCGUGAACCUGUACGUGCUGCGGAAAUGCUCCGCGAGCAACCCCAUCCUUGGUGCCAAGGACCACGCGUCCAUCCAGAUGAAUGUGGCCGAGGUUGACAGGGUCACAGGUCAGUUUAAAGGCCAGUUUAAAAUCUACGCUAUCUGCGGGGCCAUUAGCUGGAUGGGCGAGUCAGAUGAUUCUAUUCCCCGAUUGGCUCAAGGUGAUGGAAUUGUCUCCAAGAAUUUUUGA